AUGAGAGUUGUUUUAUGUAUAUUAGAUGGGUGGGGAAGUGGCAUAGACAAUGAAUACAAUGCUAUUAGUAAUGUAAACCUGGAAAUCUCAAAGACUUCAUCAGUGAUCUAAAGAGUAAAAACGGUACAUGCCAUAUAGUAGGAUUGAUCUCCGAUGGUGGUGUUCAUUCACACCAGAAGCAUAUUUCAAUCCUAGCAAAUAAAAUAUCACAACAGGGAAUUAAUGUAGUAACACAUGCCUUUCUAGAUGGCAGAGAUACGCCUCCUAACUCAGCAAAAAAGUGCAUCCAGGAAUUUCAAAAUGAAAUAGAGGAUAGAUCUUUUUCGAAACCGAUUUAUGGUGAGGAGUAUUUAGAAGAAGUACAAGCGAGCAACACAGAAUAUUUGGAUGCAUUUGAAGAGCUUAGUUCAUAUUCGACAACAAAAUUGUCAUCAGAAAUUGAGUUUCGCAAGGGGUCUAAUAAAAUUGCUACUAUAUCUGGACGUUACUACGCUAUGGAUCGUGAUAACAGGUGGGAGAGGACGAUCGAAGCUUACAAGUCCAUCGCCUUUGCGGAGGCACCUCGUUAUGAUGAUGUUAUGUCAUAUAUUGAUGAAAACUACGGUAAUAAUGUAACUGAUGAAUUUAUAAAACCUUCGGUAAUCGGCGAUUACCAAGGAAUAAAACCAGAGGAUGGAGUGCUAUUAGCCAAUUUUCGCGCUGAUCGUAUGAUGCAAUUAGCCAACAUAUUAUUAGGCAAAACUAACUAUGCUAAGGUGGCGAAGUUUUCUGCAAUUUUAAGUAUGAUGCAGUACAGCACAGAUUUAGAAAUUCCUUAUCUUUUUUCUCCUAUUUCUUUUCCUCAGACUUUAGGUCAGAUUGUAUCAGAUCAAGGAUUUAAACAAUUACGCAUUGCUGAGACUGAAAAAUAUGCUCAUGUAACUUUUUUUUUUAACUGCGGAAAAGAAGAACCUUUUUCUGGCGAGGAGAGAAUACUCAUUCCCUCGCCAAAAGUUAAAACUUAUGAUUUGCAACCAGAGAUGUCAGCCCUUCCACUGACUGAAACACUCUUGGAAAAGAUUUACUCUCAAGAAUUUGCACUGAUAGUUGUCAACUAUGCUAAUCCUGAUAUGGUUGGCCAUACAGGAAAUAUUAAAGCAGCUGAGCAAGCGGUGCUGACUGUUGAUACCUGUCUUACGAGAAUAAUGGAGGCUAUUCAAGAAGAGGGUAACACUGCGUUGAUUAUCACUUCAGAUCACGGCAAUGUGGAAUGUAUAUUUGAUGAAGAAAAUCAGGUGCCACACACAGCGCAUACCUUAAAUAAAGUACCAUUCAUUAUAUGUUCCAAUUCUCACAUUAAUCUAAAUUUAAAGGACGGAACACUAUCUAACAUUGCUCCUACUAUUUUGCAAUUACUUAGCUUGAAAAAACCGGACGAGAUGACAGAUAGUUUACUGAUUGUGUGA
Messenger RNA from Cinara cedri, 1445 nucleotides. NCBI's taxonomy places the organism in Eukaryota, Metazoa, Arthropoda, Insecta, Hemiptera, Aphididae. The record is from the annotation of a GenBank genome assembly.